CUUCGAAAGUUUCAGAACAUUGAGAACUUAAGGACACGGACUACUUUGAAAAACUUUGAUUUGGGAAUAAAUAUUUAUUCACCAGUGAUAAGUCAGCCAUAACCAAUAAGGGGUUACGUUAACCAACUGCUGUCACCUGGAGAGGCUCAUAAACUGAGCGCGAAAACUCAAGUCGCAGACUAUCGUAACUGAUUCGUACACCUGUUACAAAAAACAUAACAGGUUUGUACUGAUAUUUGCCUAACGGAGUAAAAGGAAAUCUACGUUAAUGAGUGUAUUAUAUAGCCUGGAUUCGCAGUGCGUCUCACCACCAUGCAAUAUGAGUUGGGCAAUGGAGCCUGCCAACUUCUACGACAGUAAGCUGAGCACUGUGCACGGGUCCUGCAAACCCUACCGAGAUGGUGGCACCGGGGAGGACAGCAACCUGGCAGAGCUAAGCACCGCUCCCGCGAUGUAUGAUGAUGAGAGUGCCAUCGAUUUCAGCUCGUACAUCGACUCCAUGUCCUCUGUGCCAAAUCUGGAACUUUGCAACGACGAGCUGUUCGCUGACCUGUUCAACAACAGCGUGAAGCAGGAGAAGACUGACUUCACCUAUCUGCCAAACAACACAUCAGGAACCAUGCCGCUUUCGUCUGGUGUGUCUGCUGUCAGCGUGACCAGGGAUUUUGGGAGGAAACUGGAUGCGGGUUUCGCGAAAGGGGUCUUUAGCGCACCCAUUAAACAGGAAUCGGACUGGAGUGACAGUGAGAUGUCAUCAUCCUUACCUUCACAGAUUGAAACCUGCGCACAAACCACAGUGAGUCUGCACACUGGGCAACCCACCCCACCAACCACUCCGGAGCCCUCAUCAGUUCAGCCCACCACUCGCAAGUUCGGAAAGGAGAAAGGGAAAAAGAACGUUGACAGGUACAGCCCAGAGUACCGCCAGAGGCGCGAGAGGAAUAACAUCGCCGUCAGAAAAAGCAGAGACAAAGCAAAGCAACGCAAUUUGGAAAUGCAGCAAAAAAUGAUGGAACUGGGUUCCGAGAACGAUCGAUUACACAAAACCAUCGACCAUCUAACCCGCGAGCUAACCAGCCUCAGGAGCUUCUUCAAAGAUCUUCCCAACUCCUCUUUUGUGAACACAGCGAGUGGGAACGGUCGGUGACAUGUGAAUCAACAUUGAUUUGAUAUUUAUGGACUUAAAAAAAACAUACCUCAAUACGUUGAUGUCUAUUAACAAUCUGUAGCAGACUUACUGUAACGCUGCACCAGAUUAACUUUAUUGCUUUGAAAAGGGUACCGAAUAUUUUCAUAUAAUUCAUGCAUAUGAUAAAGCAGUCAUUAUCACUUUUCUGGCAAAUGUUUUUCUAUUUUAAAUUAUUUUAUGAGUUCAUUUAAAAUAUAUUCAUGCCAGUUAUGGUACAUAUUUUAAAUUCCAAACUUUGUAUUUUUGUCAGGAAGAACCUGAGCAUGUUUGAAAAAUUUUAUAUAGUUUGUAUAUAAUUUUUGAUUUUUGUAAGAAAAUCUAUAAUAAAAGUGCCUAAAAUAA
Molecule: messenger RNA, 1531 nt
Organism: Conger conger (European conger)
Lineage: Eukaryota; Metazoa; Chordata; Actinopteri; Anguilliformes; Congridae
Gene: cebpd
Product: CCAAT enhancer binding protein delta
Exons: 1
Coding region: 269-1147 (292 amino acids)
Biological process (GO): regulation of transcription by RNA polymerase II; regulation of cell differentiation; DNA-templated transcription
Molecular function (GO): RNA polymerase II cis-regulatory region sequence-specific DNA binding; DNA-binding transcription factor activity, RNA polymerase II-specific
Source: RefSeq, a predicted model, not a curated record